Messenger RNA from Fragaria vesca subsp. vesca, 1818 nucleotides. RefSeq names its product pentatricopeptide repeat-containing protein At3g29230-like. Gene Ontology annotation, biological process: RNA modification. NCBI's taxonomy places the organism in Eukaryota, Viridiplantae, Streptophyta, Magnoliopsida, Rosales, Rosaceae. The record is from RefSeq and is a predicted model, not a curated record. Gene Ontology annotation, molecular function: RNA binding; protein binding. The coding region runs from base 1 to 1818 and encodes 605 amino acids. The transcript has a single exon.
AUGCAAAUGUGCCUCCCAGCCCGCUCCCCCGGCUGGGUUUCCCGGCGACGACUCCUCGACCAAAACCUCUCCGACCUCCACCGAUGCACAAACCUCGCCCACAUCAAACAAGUCCACGCCCAAAUCCUCAAAGCCCAUCUCCACCAAGACCCCCACACCGCCCCAAAACUCAUCGCCGCCUUCUCUCUCUGCCGCCACAUGGCCCUCGCCGUCAACGUCUUCAACCAAGUCCACCACCCCAACGUCCACCUCUACAACACCCUCAUCCGGGCCCACAUUCACAACAACCAACCCUCCCAAGCUUUCGCCGCCUUCUUCGACAUGCAGGCCCACGGCGUCUAUCCGGACAAUUUCACCUUCCCUUUCUUAUUGAAAGCUUGUUCCGGCAAGGGUUAUCUACACGUGGUGUUAAUGAUCCAUGCUCAGAUCGAGAAAUUCGGGUUUUGUGGGGACAUUUUCGUGCCGAAUUCGUUAAUCGAUACAUACUCAAAGUGUGGAUUGGAGGGCGUCGGCGCGGCGAGGAAGCUGUUUAGAGUCAUGGAGGAGAAAGAUAUCGUUUCUUGGAACUCGAUGAUUGGGGGGUUGGCGAGAGCUGGGGAGCUGAGUGAUGCACGCCAGCUGUUUGAUGAGAUGCCUGAGAGAGAUGCGGUGAGCUGGAACUCGAUACUGGAUGGGUACGCGAAGGCGGGGAAGAUGGAUGAAGCGUUUGAGUUGUUUGAGAGGAUGCCGCAGAGGAAUGUGGUGUCUUGGUCGACUCUGGUUUCGGGGUAUAGCAAAGUUGGGGAUAUGGGGAUGGCGAGGAUGAUGUUUGAUAGGAUGCCGUUUAAGAAUUUGGUUCCCUGGACUAUUAUUAUAUCCGGGUAUGCUCAGAAGGGGCUUGCUAAGGAGGCCAUUAUGUUGUAUGAUCAGAUGGAGGGAGAUGGGUUGAAGCUGGAUAAUGGGGCUAUUAUUAGUAUACUGGCUGCUUGCGCGGAGUCUGGUUUGAUUGCGUUGGGGAAGAAGGUUCAUGAAUCUAUUGAGAGGAAUAGGUUCAAAUGUAGUACUCCGGUUUUGAAUGCGUUGCUUGAUAUGUAUGCCAAGUGUGGUGGCUUGGAGGAAGCGUAUAGAGUGUUUGAUGGGAUAGCGAGGAAAGAUUUGGUGUCGUGGAAUUCGAUGCUCCAAGGGUUAGCCAUGCAUGGACAUGGUGAGAAAGCGCUUCAGCUGUUUUCUAGAAUGGAGAAAGCUGGGUUUAGGCCGGAUAAAGUCACCUUUAUCGGAGUGUUAUGUGCCUGCACGCAUUCAGGGUUUGUGGAGGAGGGGCUUGAUGUAUUCCAUAGGAUGGAAAAAGAGUAUGGGAUUGUACCCGAAGUUGAGCAUUACGGUUGCAUGAUUGACCUUUUGGGUCGGGGAGGGCGUCUCAGGGAAGCUUUUAGGCUUGUGUAUAGCAUGCCAAUGGAACCGAAUGCUGUUAUCUGGGGUACCCUUUUGGGGGCGUGCAGGAUGCAUAAUGAUAUUGAACUAGCAGAGAAGGCCCUGGAUCAGCUGGUUAAGUUAGACCCAUCAGAUCCAGGAAAUUUUUCCAUCGUGUCAAAUAUGUAUGCUGCCGCUGGUGAUUGGGAAAACAUGGCUAAUAUGAGGCUGCAAAUGAGGAGCAUAGGAGUCCAGAAAACUUCAGGGGCCAGUUCCAUCGAGGUGGAUGAUGAGGUACAUGAAUUUACAGUGUUUGAUAGAGUUCAUCCUUAUUCAAGCGACAUAUAUGGGAUGAUUAACAGACUAGGCGAGGACCUGAAGCAAGUUGACACAUCCUCAACAAGUAUUAGUGUAUUACCAUUAGAAUAG